AUGCCGUCCCCAGAGUAUCCAAUGGAGGAGGGCGAGAUAUUACUCACCACUUGGCACGAGCGUCGUGGUUCUUCACGCGAGGAUGAAACUUACCCAAACCAACAGCUACUGCCUUUAUCGGCCCACUUUGCGACAGACGGCCCGCAUAGUACGACACCCGGAGCUAGACAAUAUACUCCAGUACCCGAUGGACCAUCUGGAAACGACGAUAUGGAUACUGACGAGAUUCAUGAUGACGGUGAUGAUGGCCGUAACGCCAAUGUGGCAGGUACAGACCGAGAAAUGCUUACGUACCGUCCUGGCCGGUACGAUACACUUCCGGGAGAACGACCUGGUUUUCGUCAAGCUCGUCGUGCCUACAGACCAUGGUCGCUCCGACGAGAUUCUCUUCUCGGCUUUUCGGUGAUUUUGUUGGGUAUGAUCGCAACUCUCGAGUACUUGCUCGUGUUCUCAUGGAAGGACGAAAAGUUGGCCACAUCGUACGAAAAUGAGCGCUAUCUCUGGAAAUACGGUCCAACUGCUGGCGAGUAUCAGACCGCCAGCGAGCAACCCGUCUUCACCAUCCUAGCGGUCUACUGGGGGAACUUGGAAUACCGCGUCAGAAUUCUCGUCCCAUGGAAACUAAUGUCAGACAAGCCCCAGCCCGCGGAGCAAAGUGUGCUGCUCGACUAUGUAUCACCCAUGCAGCCUGUUGUUCUCUUUUCGUCUGCCCGAGCGAAACACUGGCCGGUCCUCACAGCUGCUAUCGGGUCCAUCUUGAUCACUGCAUUGACCGUUAUAUCCACAUCUCUGUUCGCGGUCGAGCCGAUACUGUUCACGCAGUACGCGUCAAUGGCAUUAUCGAGUCGCAUCAAUAACACUUUGUUUGAUCAGAAUCUCAUAGACUCGUCACCGGUCCUAUCAGCAAUGACCCUCUUAUCUGGGAAUUUAUCUAUGGCGUAUCCACUGGGUACCAACCAGCAAUACGCCACCGACAUGUUCGGAUCUGACGAAGCAAACGGUACACUGUCGGCCAGAACUGCAACAGUAAAGGUCGCCACCUCGAGCCUGGAAUGUCUUCGCGGACAUAUCGUCGGCCAAUCUCAGUUUGAUCCGGAACAUAGUUUUUUACAAGUCAACGUCUCGGACAGCUCAUGUGAUAGUGGUCAACUGAAUGUGACCGUCGACCAAAGCAACAUUACGACAAGCUUAUUCCAGACUACUGUCUCAUGUCCGGGUGAUGUCACUCAGAUGGUCCUGGGAUUUGCUAGGGUCAAGAUCCCGCCCUACUCUGGCACCAACCAAGGCUGGGAUGAGGUGAUCAAUGACAACCCUCGCAUCCUGAAUGACUCUGCGAUACUCAACUCGACAAUACUCUUCUGCAAGCCAACAUACAGCUUUGAGGACGCCGACGUCACUUUGGAUUCCACAGGCAUUAUAAGUAUAGCGAAGCCAAAAACGCUGUUGACUCCGACAACUCGGCCGGAUCCCUUACAAACAGUCAUGUCCGCACGUAAGAUGAUCGAUGGCUUUCAGAAAGCGCUUAUAGAUGCAAAAGUGUCUGUCAAUGGUCCCGAUGCCGACUUCGGUGUACUACUGUCCGCGUUGCAAGCCAUAUCGCCAAGUCGAGAGAUAAACCGCUAUGAAGACUCUUCACAUCUCGAGACCGAUACGAGAGAGCUCUAUAGUGCGGCUUGUGCUCAGAUCGUCCACCAGUACAUGAGGACGGCUGCCUCAGACAAGCUGACGGGCGCAAUAGUGUCUACAAACUCACGCCUGGUGCUGAACCGGACCUCCCUCCACCUUUUGGAAGCUGGGUUGGCGUUACUGAUUUUCUCUACGUUUCUCAUGAGUUUGAUUCGACCAUCGGUCGUUGGCCUGGGUGGACUCCCUACGCUUGGGCGCUUGUCAGGCAUACUGGCUAGAUCUGACACCCUUGAGACUGCCUUGAAAGAUUCCGGAGUCCAAAGCACCGAGGCCAUGACAAAACGACUUGCUUCCGGGCUGUACACCUUCGAUCAUUCGACAAACCUGGCUGUACCUCAAAUAAACGUUCGAGGGUUGUCCUCAGUAGCCAAGGACACGAUGGUGGAAGGACAAACUGCGCCCAAAUGGUGGGUACCCUUUGCACUUGGAAAAUUCACGCGGUGCGCUAUCACCGCUCUGCCACUUCUACUCAUUGUCGCUCUUGAGAUAAGCUAUCACCUCUCUCAGCGACCUCAGGGCUUGGGAUCUGUUCAGAAAAACUCGAGAUAUGAGCACUAUCUCUGGACUCUUUUGCCUGGCUCAAUCAUGACAACUUUGAAGUUGCUGCAGCAGUCUCUAACGUUUUCGGUUGAGCUCCUGGACCCGUUCUUGGUGCUGAAGAAAGGUUCUGCUGCUGCGGAAAACACGCUACUGAGCGGUUUCCUGUCAUGCAAUGCACUACAAGCUUGCUUCAAAGGUUUUAGAACACGGCGCUUCGCUGUCUUCAGCAUUGCCUUUAGUACUCUUCUGACUCCAUUUCUCACCAUUGUGAUCAGCGGCCUGUUCAUGACUCUUCCUAUUGAGACUCUUGAGCCAAUCAACGUGGCGCAAUUAGACCAUCUCUUGUCUCCGAGUGAGACAAAUGUGUCUUCCUGCGCGGCUCAGUGGUCCCCUGAUCGAUUGAUCGCCGCUAACCUUCUCAUCAAAGAAUUGAUCCCGUACCCGAGCGAUACUCGUGGCAACUUACUUUUUCCGUCUUUGGGUUUACCUACCAAUGAAUCUACCAGCCUGCGCAAUGCGUCCACUCUGAUGGCAAACGUCACAGCGCUGCGGCCGAACUUUAUCUGUAAGCCUCUUGAACCUUCAGGAUUUCAAUUCCAUAUAGGCACACAUGUCCUGAACGGAUUGGACUGGGUAGCUCGCAACUAUACAACCAUCACUUAUACUCACGAGAAGUUUAGAGGCUGUUCUUGCAACUCUGGGUUUCCCAGCCUAUCGAAAAACUUCACCAUGUAUAAUGAACCUGGCGGACAGCCAUUUGCUAUUUACGAGUACAACCCAGCUUGGAGCUGUAAAGACUACAAUUUUUGGUCAGGCCCAGCUCUAUUGAUGCAGGCUGAUAACCACACGACGGCCACCUGUCCGGAUAUCACACUUGUGCACACGAACACCACGGCGCAACCGCCGACGAUGAUUGGAGUCGCUUGCCAGUAUCAUAUUGAGGAGUUGCCUGUGGGUCUGGCAUACAACCUUGCACAAGAUGUACCAAGCGAUGUACAACCAAUUGGAGAAGCGAAGACAUUGGAAGGGUUCGAUAAGCUAUGCUUCAGGUCCGCAACAAACUUUGGCCAAAAACUUCACCUCAACAGUCUGACUGGUUACACCUACGAUAGUCUGAUGCUAGCUGCGCUGAAUGGAAGUGACCCUAAGACCAUGCUCACUUCUGAGAAGCUACCCACACUGGUGGAAAACGUGGCUCAAAUCUGCAACACAUUCACGACUCAAUACUUCAGCGGUAAUCUACGAAGUAAAUUCGCCGUAGGCCCGAUGAUCAAUGCUACGCUUUCAGACCCCUUCGCUCGAGAGAUUGUUUCUCAGGACCGCACGUCGACCACGGUUCUCGAGGUCGUACUCGGGAUGAUAUUCAUCUGCACGGUCAUAUCGCUCUGGCUCUUUGAAUCCGAUCAAUUAGUCCCGAGCGACCCAUGCAGUAUAGCCGCCCAGACAAGUCUGCUCGCCGGCGCUGACUUCUUGCGUCUCAUAGAUUCUGGGUCAGAAUCGCUUAGCAACACCAAGAUGGCGCAGACUACACCUUUCAAAGAUCACCUGUUCAGCAUGGGCUGGUGGACGCGAGAAGAUGGAACUAGAAGGUUUGGCAUCGAUAUCGGACAGGCAGAGCUUGAAGAGCAAGAGAACAGCGAACAGAUGGUGGGCGUAGCAGCAGAUGUUGAACGAGGGACAUCUGGCGAAAGUAGAAUGAGUCAGGAACAGCAACAGGGUCGGGAUCCUCAAACAGGAGUAGAGACUGAUACUGUGACUGAAUAG
Aureobasidium namibiae CBS 147.97 is the source of this 3990-nucleotide messenger RNA. RefSeq lists its product as uncharacterized. The transcript has 3 exons. Bases 1 to 3990 code for a protein of 1329 amino acids. Lineage: Eukaryota; Fungi; Ascomycota; Dothideomycetes; Dothideales; Saccotheciaceae. The record is from RefSeq and is a predicted model, not a curated record.